This is a messenger RNA of Galdieria sulphuraria, 2291 nucleotides long. RefSeq lists its product as uncharacterized. The coding region runs from base 176 to 2245 and encodes 689 amino acids. The record is from RefSeq and is a predicted model, not a curated record. The transcript is spliced from 6 exons. NCBI's taxonomy places the organism in Eukaryota, Rhodophyta, Bangiophyceae, Galdieriales, Galdieriaceae.
UUUGUUCAUUUUUAAUCAUUAUGUUGUACUUGAUGUGUUUGGAGCUUCACUGGAUUAUUGAGCGCAUCAACAUGAGUCCGCCUUAAUCAGGCUUCGUUUGCUCAAAAAUUGACGCAUUCGACGAUAAUGGACAUUGGGAAUUUUGCGAUUGUACUACAUUUCCUAAACGUUCCCAAUGUCAGAAACAGAAGACUUCGAGUGGAAUGAAAUUUGCGUCAAAAUAGCUUAUGAAGAAGAGAAACUUUUGAAAGGGCACGGAUUUCACGAGAUUCCUUCUAGCUCGAAUGCUCAGACAGUACAAAAUAGUAGACUCAAAAUAUCUCGCUCAUUCCAACCCCAUCCUGAGACGUUUGGUGCUUUCAAUAGAGAAACGGAAGCUUCUUCCACUUCCGACAAGGAUCCUUCACCAGAUUCGGCUAAACUUUCAAAAGGUACAAGUGACGGCUUUACAUUGAAUCAGGCACGUCCUACAAGAAUGGUUGAGUUAGAGUCUGUAUUGAUGAAGAAGCAAGGGGAAAUUUCCAUUUUACGUGAAAGAUUGGAAAAACUGGAAAGAGAAAAGUUUGAGGCAAUAGAAGCUUGCAGGCUUCUCCGACAAGAUAGCCACAAACGAGACUCUUCACUUCCAUGUUCCUCUAGGGAAGAAAUCAACCAGCUUCAUGCAGAAGUCACGAGGCUGCAGAAAUUGAACGAAUUUUAUCACCAGGAAAUCAAUUCUUUAGAAGUGAAUAGAAAAGUAAAUUCCUUUUUGCAGGACGGAAGCGGAGAUAAGGACCUUCCGGCUCGUUUAGAUGCAGAGACGACACAGAAGAACUCAAGAAAUAUUCUUCGAGGACAUCUUACUCAGUUGACAAAGCCCGGUAAGAGAGUAAAAAAUGUUUUGGACGAAUUUGAGACGGUAGUCAAUGAACUGAAUCAACAUGAUCAAAGUCGUCCUGUCCCGAAUUCCGCGUUUGGUUUUUAUGACAAAAGACGACCUAGACAACUAAUUUUAGAUGAAGAAAUACCUGAUAAGAGGUAUUCGUUUCACACUGCCGUAUCUUUUCAUAUUUUUCCGGAACCGAAUACUGGUGUUACCAAUGAUAUGACGCAAGACCGUGCAGAGAAGUGUUUAGUCAAUACUAUGAAUCUUUUAACUGGUGAUGAGUUGAUGGCAUUGAGACGACUUGUUCUCAAUUCUGAGGAGCAUUUAUCAAGUAAUCUUCUUAGAUUCCUAAAUAUGUACUCAGAAGAAGACUAUAGUGUGUUGAAAGACACCACCCCGAAUCUGCUCAAGUUUAUAGAUUCCUUGUUGCAAAUUCUUGAAAGCGGAUACUCAAUGACGUCACUCGAAGAUGCAAGCAGAAUCCUUCAUUCUGUCCUUUUAAAGAUCAAAGAAUUUUGCCAUACAUUGGACCUUUCAAAUUGUAUUAGUUUAGAACGAAUUCUUGCUCUAGUUCAAAGAAUGAUGGAAGAAACAAUACCUUUGAAAACUUUUUUCAAUGUUAUAGAAGGUACAGUUAUCAUUUUGGAGGGGUUUUUACUACAACGUGUUUCGUCAGACGAUAUUGAAAUCAUUUUUCGCUUCUUGAGACAUUUUUCGACAAUACAACAAGAAGAAAUCUUCUUAUCUGCCCAUUCGUCGUUGCUUUAUAUGUUGAUGUUGAUAAUCGAUAUUUUAUUCACAGGACAAGAAUACGUAAAAUCGAAGCAAAGCAUGUACUCAGGUUAUAUCGUUCAGUUGGGGACAUUACUUUUGUCAUCGUCUUCCUUAUGCUUUCAGCGUGCUGGAAUUUAUCUUGGCUAUAAAUUGAAGGAAGUUUUGACUUGCUCGUCUGAAAUUCACGACUAUACUUCUUUGACGGAGAUGUUGAUAUGUAUUACGAUUCGAGAAUAUCUCAUGCUUUUACAAUAUGAAUAUUCUACAUAUUUCAAUCAGCCCAAGUUAAGUUGUAUAUCGCAGAGGCAGCCUUCAUGGCAGCGAAUAUUUGUUGAAAAGCUAGGAAACAAUCGGUUCACAAUGUCAGAGUCAGUUUUGUUUUUUCAUUAUUCACUGCGAACUUGUCAUUUUAUGAUUUAUUACUUGAAGGACCGAAAUUGUUCCUUAAACUUUCUGUUGGAUUACAGUGUACCAUUGUUUUCCAUGUUGAAGGCAAUGUUCGAGGAUCGACGCAAGGCCUUAGGAAACCUCAAGGAAGCUUAUGAAAUCUCACUGGUUAUCUGCGAUGUGAUAAAAGGAAUAGAAGUUAAUGGAAUUAUCAAAUGACGUUGAGAAAUACCCAUCUUACAUGGCCAUGUACCAAUAUUUUAUG